CUCGACACAUGAUGCCUGAUAUUACGGAAGUUUCAAGUAAUAAAAUUUUUGGAGGAUGGCAAAAAGUUUAUUCUCAUGAAAGUUCUGAAUUGGGAUGUAAAAUGAAUUUUGGAAUUUUCCUUCCUCCACAAGUUGAGGAAGGACCUGUACCAGUUAUCUAUUGGUUGUCUGGUCUGACUUGUACAGAAGCUAAUUUUAUUCAGAAAGCUGGUGCACAAAAGUAUGCUUCUGAACAUGGAGUGAUUAUAGUUGCACCUGAUACAAGCCCUCGUAAUCUUAACAUACCAGGGGAAAAUGAGGAUUGGGAUUUUGGAACCGGUGCUGGUUUUUAUGUUGAUGCAGCAAAAGAACCUUGGAAUAAAAAUUACAGAAUGUAUAGUUAUGUUACUAAGGAACUACCAGCUUUAAUCAAUGAAAAAUUUCCAGCUUUACCCAACAAACAAUCUAUAAUGGGUCAUAGCAUGGGUGGACACGGAGCUCUAAUAUGUGCUCUAAAGAAUCCUGGGUUAUACAAAGCAGUUUCUGCAUUUGCACCCAUAAGUAAUCCAAUUUUAUGCUCAUGGGGUAAGAAAGCUUUUUCUGGAUAUCUUGGUGGAACCGAAACAAAUGUUAUAUGGAAAGAUUGGGAUGCUACAGAAUUGGCUAAAAAAUAUAAUGGCCCACCUUUAGAUAUUUUAAUUGACCAGGGAAAGGAAGACACAUUUUUAAAGAAUGAACAAUUAUUACCAGAGAAUCUGUUAGCAGCUGCAAAAGAUGCUGGCCUAUCAUUAGUUCUUAGGUUUCAGGAAGACUAUGAUCAUAGUUAUUUUUUUAUAGCUACAUUUAUUGAAGAUCACAUUAAGCAUCACAUAAAGUAUCUUAGAGCAUAAUG
Molecule: messenger RNA, 871 nt
Organism: Dufourea novaeangliae
Lineage: Eukaryota; Metazoa; Arthropoda; Insecta; Hymenoptera; Halictidae
Product: S-formylglutathione hydrolase
Exons: 5
Coding region: 9-869 (286 amino acids)
Biological process (GO): formaldehyde catabolic process
Cellular component (GO): cytosol
Molecular function (GO): S-formylglutathione hydrolase activity
Source: RefSeq, a predicted model, not a curated record